Messenger RNA from Symbiodinium natans, 5283 nucleotides. The record is from the annotation of a GenBank genome assembly. NCBI's taxonomy places the organism in Eukaryota, Dinophyceae, Suessiales, Symbiodiniaceae.
AUGUCGGUGGCUGACAGCAAAGCAGUCUUCAAAGCUCGGGCGGUGGCCGUGGGCCUCGAACCUGAGAUCUUGACGCACCUCGCGAAUGGCGAGAUUGACACGUUGGCUUCGCUGGCCUUUUCUUGCAGCUACACCCCAGGUAGCUCUGAUGACUCGGUCUUUGUGACGCUGAUGGGAAAGCUAUGCGGUAAGGAUCCUGGGGUCAAGCAGCUGGCGUGCCUCCGCAGGUUGUUCGCGGAAGCGUACGCCAUCGUAGCGAGUGACAUCAAGACUCAGGUAGAAUCUUCAGACGAUGUCCCCAUCAAACGUUUGGCGCCAGCCGACCGUGCUCAGAGGUUGGCCGAUCAACAGGCGAGGCUGGCCGGCCUCAACUUGAGGGGCCAUUUGGAGCCAGGAGAUGGCCUGGUAGACAGAUGUGCCCAUAUCUAUGAGACAGACCGGCUGGCUUACGUUGAGUGGGCGGCCUGUGUAUCCAGAGACCAUGAGGUGUUGACUGGCACCAAGAAAGACGGCAUGCUGGUCCUUGAUGCUCACGGCCAAGUCAAAAUGUCGUCGAAGCAAGGUGCAGCUCCAUGCGAGACUACCACAGAGCUCCAGGUGCGCUACUGCCUAAUGAGGCGUGGUCUGGCGUUUGAGCAAGCGAAUAUCCUCGAUUAUAAGCUGCACGACCAGUUGAUCGAAAAGUACUUUGAGUAUCGCUUGAUGCCGACACCUCCCGGCUUUGCAGCUGUCGGGAUGGGGCAGAUCGAAGCGGCUGACCGUCGGUUCUUCAUGCUUAUGGCAGAGCGCACGAGGUCGGGGAUCAAAGCCACCGCCGGUGGACGACCAUGUGACAAGGAGUUCAAGGCAUGCAUCGAGAGCAGUGAGUUCCUUUCGAUGAUCCAACACAAACCUUUGGCUGCUGCUGCCAAGGAAGCCGGGACCGAGGAAGGCUCCCCGUCCAAGAAGCGCCGCUUGGGCUCAAAGGGCCGAGGCAAGGGCAAGGGCAAAGGCCGCGGUGAGCGGUCCGCAGGAGGCAUUGUUCCGGCCCAGCUACUGCGCCUCGGAUGUGUUGCCUGUACCUCCCGUGGGAACCCCGUGUGCUUUGACUACUCGCUCAAGAAGUGCGAGCGCAAGGUCACGGGCAACAAGUGUGAGCGCGGCUUACAUGUUUGCGCUGUUGCCAAAUGCCAUGGCAACCAUCCGGCCACGGAAUGCCCAAGGGCAUCCAAGGAGGAGGCGGGUCAUGUGCGGCCUGCAGAGCCCGAGGAAGAUGCCUCGGGGGAUGUGCCACGCAAGGGCGUGGCAGAGACGCCUGUGGGCGAUCGCAAGUGUGCGAGUGAGGCGCCGCCUCUACCUGUACAGUCGGUUUCGUUUUCCAAUGUCACAGAAGAAUGCUUCGAUUCCUUUUGCAAGAGUUUACUUGAUGACACCUCUCUGAAUCCAUGCGACCGCAUUUUGCAGUUGCUUGAGCAGGCGCCUGUGCAAGAACCGCCCCGUGAAGGGGCCCAAGCAGGUGCGAAGAGUUUCCAAGUCGGUGUCUACAAUCAUGGAGGGGUUACGGGGCUUCGAGCCGCCACGCACAGAUACCCUCAUGCUUGUCGAAUUUUGACCGACGCCGUUCGGAUGGUGUGUGCUGACCACAUCUUUUCAACAGUUGCCCUGUUCCGCAACAUACAGGUUGCGCCUCAUGCUGACUCGCGCAACAGCCCAGUGCCAAACUUGAUUGUCCCUGUCACUCUGUUUUCAGGUGGUCAACUGUUUGUCGUACAUCAGGAUGGACCCGACCGCCAUGUGUGUGAUGGGAAAGAGGCGUCAGGCUUUAGCUUGGAUGUCGCUGCGAAGCCCUGGCUGUUCGAUGCAAAACAUUGCAAACACUUCACGUUGCCAUGGCAAGGGACACGGCUCGUCAUGGUUGCUUUCACGGUGGGCCUCCUCCGUAACCUGUCAAGUCAAGAUGCAGCCGUUGUGGCGGGUCUCGGUUUCAACUUGCCGUCAUGCGACAUGCCUGAACAGGGCUGUUCCCAGCCUACGAAUGCGUCGUUACUUGACCUGCGACGACCCCCCGGGCCCCGACCUGAUAGCGGACAGUCCCCGGCUGGCCUUCAGUCCCCCGUGACGACCGAGGAAGGGCAGCAACUCCCUGAGAUCAGGGCCCCGGAGGUCGUUGAUGUAUCCAAGGACACACGCCACCCUUCAACGCCUGCGAGGGCCGAUGCUGGGCAGCCCUUACCCGAGUGCCGGGCCCCGGAGGUCGGUGGUUCGGUAUCCCUGCCGGGUGAUGGCCCCCUUCUUGUGGAGUUGUGCGCCGGAUCCGCAGUGCUGAGCAGCGUGGCAUCCACGCGUGGCUUCUCGACCCUUGCCGUUGAUCAUGCCUUGAACCGUCACACACCCAAAAGCAAGAUCACUGUCUUGGACUUGAGCCUUCCAGCCUCGUGGAGCACGUUGGGGUACAUUCUGGAGAACCGAGAAGUGGCUCUCUUGUUCGCAGCGCCCCCGUGUGGGACUUGCUCCGCAGCGCGGGCAAUCCCGCUGGAAGACGGGUCGAUGGGUCCACCUGUGUUGCGCACGCAUGAGUUUCCCUAUGGAGUGCCGGGCUUAUCCCCGCAUAACCGGCUCAAAGUUGAGAAAGCCAAUGCCCUGUAUGCGUGCUUGGCAAAAUUCCUGCUGCUGGCGCAUAAGCGCCGUAUCCCUUGGAUGGUGGAGAAUCCCACCGGCAGCCUCCUGUGGAUCUUGCCUUGUUUUGCAGAGCUUGUCAAACUCGGACGGUUUUCACACUGCGAGUCAUGUGCGUUUGGAGGCCAGCGUUUAAAACGUACCAGCUUCUUGGGCAGCGAUCGAUGGCCUGGAUUGUGCUUGAGAUGUCCGGGGGAUCAUGAUCAUGCACCGUGGGGUCAGUCUGCGGAUGGGUCCUUUGCCACGGCCCUCGAAGCUGCGUACCCUUCGAAGCUGUGUCAUGCUGUGUGUGAUUUUGCUGAACACGUGUGCCGUGAGAGGGCGAUUCCCCUAGGUUCUGCUGCUCCCCUGGUUCCGAGGGCCUAUCGUCAACCCCGGGGCCGGCUGCAUCCGCAGGUCAUCCCCGAGUACCAGCAUACCGUAUCCACCAUUUUGCCUGCGUCGCCGUCUCUCGACGACAAGCAAUGCCUGCGUGCUGCUUUGCAAACGCCCAGAGGUCUCCUACCCGCUGGGAGCAAGCUUCUGCGUUCCGAGAAUAGGGGAGGUGGUAAGUGGUUCUGUGUCUUUGGUGUGUUUUGGGAUCCCUUGUCCUUUGUAGAAGAGGCGAGGAGGCUUUGGCACCCUUUCGACUCGCUGGCCCACCUGCCAGACUACUUGAUCACCGCCCUUCAUGAGCAGCUUUCCUUGUCACCAAUGGACUUGACUAAGUUGAGGCUGACACGUUUGAAGCAUUGGCAGGAUCUGGCAAAGUCGCUGCGUCAAAAGGAUGCGACUAUGAAAGAGCAGCUGCAUCCGGACGUGCAAGGCAUACUGAAAGGGAAACAUCUGGCCUUGUUGGCGCAUCUUGUUGACGAGAUCCAAUGGCCGGACGCGCAUUUGUUGCAUGAGCUGUGCCAGGGUUUCCGACUCGUAGGCCCUGCCAAUAAGUCGGGUGUGUUCAGGGCUGGCUUGGUAGUUGCUUCGCAGGAUGAGUGCCAACUCAUGCGCAGGGCGCCAGAGAUUAGGGAAGGCAUUCUGAAGCGGCUGGAGUCAGAACCGAUGGCUGAGUACGCUCAAGAGCUGUGCGACAUCACUCGUGAGGAGGCCGACGACAAAGGGUGGCUGGAGGGCCCCUUCUCCCCUGACGAAGUCAGUGAUCGCCUAGGAGAAUGGCUCCCUGUGCGGAGGUUUGCUGUGCGCCAGGGGGCGAAACUGCGCCCCAUCGACGACCUGCGGGAGAAUGAGGUCAACUCCUGCUUCUCGAGUGUUGAGAAGGUCACCUUGUCUGCCAUGGACCAUGUGCUGUGGUCGGCUAACAUCUUGGUUGCAUACUUCCGGGAUAGGGGUGCCUACCGCUUUACUUUGUCCACAGGCCAGGUGCUGUCAGGUAAGGUUCAUCACGCUUGGUCUGACGCCGGGGCCGAGUUGCGCAUGUCGUCUCUUGACCUAAAAUCAGCGUAUAAGCAACUCCCCUUGUCUCCGCUCGAUCACAACAAGUCCGUCGUGUGCCUCCGGAACCCUCGGAGUAUGGCUUUGGAGUGCUACAUCAUGAAGACGCUCCCCUUUGGGGGAGCGGCCAGCGUCCCGUCCUUCUUGCGAUGCAGUUCCCUUAUCCACGCCUUGGGGUGCCGAUUGGGGCUUUGCUGGUCGAACUACUUUGACGACUUCCCGGUGAUAUCGCACUCCCUGUGCGCGUCAUCGACCAUGGCCUGCAUGGUGGGUUUUCUAAAGUUGUUGGGGUUCGAUCACGCUAAGGAAAAACUACUCCCCUUUGAUGUGAAGGCGGAAGUUCUCGGCGUCCAGGUAGACUUGACUGGGGCUCCUAAAGGGGUAAUCCAGGUUAAGAAUAAGGAUAGCCGGGUUGCUGAGUUGUUGCCAGUGCUUGAGGCGGCGUGCCGCGACAAGAAAGUCAUCCCGGCCCACCUGCCAUCUUUCGUCGGCAAACUCCAGUAUGCCGAUGCUCAGAUUUGGGGGAGAGCGGGGCGUUUGGCGUUGCAUGAUGUUAGAGCUUUGGCGCACACCUCCAAAGUACCUGUGAGCCUGGACCCCAGUGGUCUGGCGGCUUUGAACCUUCUGAAGGAACAUUUCAUGCGGGGUAGGCCUCGCACUUUACUUGCCUCCCGAGGGGAACUUCCGUUCCUCAUGUUCACUGAUGGCGCUCUUGAAGAGGGGCAAGCCAAGCUUGGUCUCCCGCCUGCCACCAUAGGAGGCUUGCUCUUGUGGCCCGGGCGUAGUCAGCGGGCUGAGUAUUUUGGGUGUGCUGUUCCUGAGACAGUGCUGGAAAUGUGGCGCGCGGAUGGGAAGUCACAUGUCAUCGGCCUAGUGGAGCUCUAUGCCGUAGUGGUGGGCAUCCGCACCUGGAAGUCGUACUUCGAGGGAAGGAGGUUGCUAACGUUCGUCGACAACUAUGCUGCGCUCGAUGUUGCUAUCAAAGGAUCCGCGUCUGUCAAGCAGUGGCGCGAUUUGUUGUUGCUACUUGAGUGCCCCGAUGAAACGUCCCCCACGCUCAUGUGGCAUGCAAGGGUACCGUCGAAGUCGAACCCGUCGGAUGGGCCCAGCCGGGGUGACACGUCCCUGAUGGAAUCCUUCAACGCCAAGCGUGUCACGCCUGUAUGUCCCGUGACACAGGUGCAGCUGCGGAACUUGUAA